Paramecium pentaurelia is the source of this 1030-nucleotide messenger RNA. The record is from the annotation of a GenBank genome assembly. Lineage: Eukaryota; Ciliophora; Oligohymenophorea; Peniculida; Parameciidae.
AUGGGAAAUGAAUGUAAAUGCUUUCAAGCUUAAGAAGAACCAUCUUAAAUAUUGAUUACAAAGAGUGAGAGAUCAAAUGGCAUACGAAAAUAAUUAAUUAGCGAAAGGAAACUUUUAAAUUAAAGAAGACAUAAUACUGAAACAAUAUAUCAGUCAACCAAUAAUUGUUAUCAAAAAUCUUCAAAGUUUUCAUAAAGAAACGAAGCACCUUAAGGAUUAAAUUGUUACUUCUAAAGUAUUAAGUCUUAUAAAGAGUUUAAUUCACUUUAAACUCCUUAUCAAAAAUUUGAACUUACUUAAUCGUUAUAACAAUAGAAUACAGAGAAGAAAAAGUCUGAUAGUAAUUUGCUCUAUGAUGGGGAUUGGGUAAUUCAAUAAAUCAUAAUAGUUAGGAGAGGUUAGAGAUGGUUUUGGUGAAUAAAUUUGGAAAGAUGGGGCUAGAUAUAUUGGGGAAUGGAGAAACAAUUAAGCAAAUGGUUAUGGAAUAUUCUAUCAUGUUGAUGGGGAUAUAUAUGAAGGAUUUUGGAAGGAUGAUAAAGCACAAGGAUAUGGAGUAUACAUGCAUAAAGAUGGAUCUCGAUAUGAAGGGGAUUGGGAUUAAGAUCUUUAUCAUGGAACUGGUUGUGAAACAUGGAUAGAUGGUAGUAAAUAUGAAGGUCAUUACUCAAAAGGUAUGAAAAAUGGAUAAGGAAUUUAUAAAUGGGCUGAUGGGAGUUUAUAUGAUGGAUAAUGGGAAGAUAAUAAAAUGAAUGGUUUUGGUAAAUAUACAUGGGCAGAUGGGAGAUAUUACGAAGGUUAAUGGAAGAAUGAUAUGAUGCAUGGUACUGGAACUUAAAUAUGGCCAGAUGGAAGAAAAUAUGAAGGAAAUUAUGAAUUCGAUUAAAAAAAUGGUUUUGGUGUUAUGGAAUGGAGUAAUGGAAAAAAAUAUGAAGGCUAUUGGUUAAAUGGUAAACAGCAUGGAGAAGGUAAAUUAAUAAGUGCAAAUCAAGAACCAGUAGUAUGCUAAUGGAGAAAUGGUUAGAGACUAUGA